AUGGCGAGCCCAUCUAACCUUCCCGCUAUCUUCAACCCUACGUCCCAGGACAUUGAAAUGCUCCUGGCGGCACAAUGCCACUUGGGAUCUAAGAACUUGCAGGUGCACAUGGAGCCAUACCUCUGGAAGACUCGACCAGACGGUGUCAACGUGAUCAACAUCUCCAAGACUUGGGAGAAGAUUGUUCUUGCUGCCCGCAUUAUCGCGGCGGUCGACAACCCAGCCGACAUCUGUGUCAUUUCCGCUCGUCCCUACGGUCAACGAGCUGUCCUCAAGUUCGCUGCUCACACCGGAGCCGUCGCCAUCGCUGGUCGUUUCACCCCUGGUAACUUCACCAACUACAUCACCCGCUCGUUCAAGGAACCCCGCUUGAUCAUCGUUACCGAUCCUCGCACCGACGCCCAAGCCAUCAAGGAGGCUUCCUACGUCAACAUCCCGGUCAUUGCUCUCUGCGACACCGACUCUCCAACGGAAUUCGUCGACGUUGCCAUCCCCACCAACAACAAGGGUCGUCAUGCCAUCGGUCUCGUCUGGUGGUUGUUGGCUCGUGAGGUGCUCCGUCUCCGAGGCACCCUUGCCAACCGCGAGGUUGACUGGGACGUUGUGGUCGAUCUGUACUUCUACCGUGAUCCCGAAUCUGAGGAGCAGAAGGAGGAGGAGAAGCAACCCGGUGCUGAUGAGGCUGGCCCCGCCGCUGUUGACCGUGGCUUUACCGACAACGCCGACUGGGCAGGAGAGUCGGGUGCUGCGCCAGGCAUUGAGGGUGCUCCUCAGGCCGAUGCCAACUGGAACGACCCUGGCACCGGUGGCGGUGACUGGGCCCAAGAGACUACCACUGGCGCUGCCACCACUGCCGGCUGGUAA
Exophiala spinifera is the source of this 864-nucleotide messenger RNA. RefSeq names its product 40S ribosomal protein S0. Gene Ontology annotation, biological process: ribosomal small subunit assembly; cytoplasmic translation. NCBI's taxonomy places the organism in Eukaryota, Fungi, Ascomycota, Eurotiomycetes, Chaetothyriales, Herpotrichiellaceae. Gene Ontology annotation, cellular component: cytosolic small ribosomal subunit; 90S preribosome; ribosome. The record is from RefSeq and is a predicted model, not a curated record. Gene Ontology annotation, molecular function: structural constituent of ribosome. The coding region runs from base 1 to 864 and encodes 287 amino acids. The transcript has 2 exons.